Rangifer tarandus platyrhynchus (Svalbard reindeer) is the source of this 303-nucleotide messenger RNA. The record is from the annotation of a GenBank genome assembly. NCBI's taxonomy places the organism in Eukaryota, Metazoa, Chordata, Mammalia, Artiodactyla, Cervidae.
AUGGGGAAGUUAAGGUUGGAAGAGCUGAGACCAGGGGUGCAGCCACCAGGGUGGGGGCCCAGGAGCCCCGGGGAUGAGCCUGGAGGCCACAGAGAAAGAACCUCGCUCAUAAUGCAGGCAGCUGGGGUAGGGUCCCAGGGGCAGGGUAGUCAGAGGGGACGGGGCAGGAGCAAAAGGCGAACCAGGGAGAUGCAGCAGGAGUGGAUGGCUGAGCGCCAGGCAGGGACGCCACAGGGUGGGCUGUGGUACCCGGGGAGGGCACUUUUCAUUGGCGCUCUCAGGAAGGGCUUGAGAAAGUCAUAG